This is a messenger RNA of Dovyalis caffra, 2721 nucleotides long. NCBI's taxonomy places the organism in Eukaryota, Viridiplantae, Streptophyta, Magnoliopsida, Malpighiales, Salicaceae. The record is from the annotation of a GenBank genome assembly.
AUGGGUCUGCACCAUCAAAAUAUGAACUUGGUUUUGUCCACUGAUGCAAAGCCUAGGCUAAAAUGGACUCAAGAACUUCAUCAAAGGUUUGUUGAAGCAGUCAAUCAACUUGGAGGUGCAGAUAGUAAGUAUUUCUAUGACAUCAAUGGCCUUACUUAUCAAUCUUUUGUACAGAGCUCAAGGUUUCCUAAUCUUUUCUACGAUUACAUAUGUGCAGAGGCAACACCGAAGAGUCUGAUGAGGGCGAUGGGGAUUCCUGGACUCACUUUGUACCACUUGAAGAGCCAUUUACAGGCAUUUCUCUUCAGAAUGAUUAGAUCAACCCAUGUUGCUUUUACAAAUGCAGAAAAGCAAGAUUUUCUCUUUGUUGCAGAUGACAAGGAGAUUCAAAGUAGUGAUGAUCAUUUCAAAGAGUCUAGCAGGGGAAUCUGCAGUGAUGGAAACCGCCAUCCAAUUGAUGAAAGCUUUGAGAUUGCUCAGGCUCUCCAAAUGCAAAUGGAAGUGCAGAGGAAACUUCAUGAACAGAUAGAGGUACAGAGACAUUUGCAGCUGAGAAUUGAAGCUCAAGGGAAAUACUUACAGUCAGUGUUGAAGAAAGCACAGGAUACACUGGCUGGAUAUAAUUGUUCUUCUAUGGGUAUAGAACUUGCCAAAGCUGAGCUUUCUCGACUCGUCUCAAUAGUUAAUAGCGGAUGUCCAAGUUCUUCAAUAUCAGAAUUGACAGAAACAGGAGGUUCAAGCUUAAAAGACAUAGAGAGGACACAAAUGAGGAGUACAGUAUGUUCAAUGGAAAGCUCCUUGACGUCAUCUGAGAGUUCUGGGAGAAAGGAAGAUAUGCAACAAAAGAAUGAGAUUCGUAACAUCAACAAGGCCAAUACAGCCUCUGCUGAGCUUCCUUUAAUGGAUAUUCACCCCCAAGACAACCCAUUGAAUACUGGUUCAAAUGAUCAAGGGAAGAAGAGAAGUGGCAGUAUCAUUUCUGAAGGUGUUUCUGUAGAGCAGCCACUGGCUAGAAGAUUGAAAAAUGGUGAUCAGCUGAGGGAAUUGAACAACUCAAUGGGGCACCUUCGGAGUUUGGGGCCUUUAUACUUGAAGGGUUCUUCUACUAAUAUAGUGUAUGCAGGAAAGUUACCUGAUAGAGUUAAAUCUUUGUUUAUAAACUAUGUAUAUUGGUAUAUGUAUGGACCCCAAGAUACUUUUGAAAAAACUGGAAGUACGAGAAUGGAGCUUCCACACAUUAUUCACAGACACUGUCUUUUCACAGCUUUUAUAUUUCCUUUACUUGUUAAUUUGUUCCAUUCUUUCCCAUCGAUACAAGGAAAAAAUCUUCCCUGCUUCACAUCAGAUGUCGAAGAGGUCUCAGGUAAGUCCUUUGAUUACAUUGUUGUGGGAGGAGGAACAGCUGGUUGCCCCCUAGCGACAACUCUUUCAGAGAGAUUCUCUGUGCUCGUGAUAGAACGGGGUGGAUCGCCUUAUGGAAAUCCCUUGAUAUCAGACAAGAUGUACUAUGGUUUCCCAUUGAUCCAAACCGAUGAAUUUUCAUCGGUGGCUCAAAGCUUCGUAUCGAAAGAUGGAAUUGCGAGCCAUAGAGGACGUGUGCUUGGAGGAGCAUCUGCUAUAAAUGGUGGGUUCUAUAGCAGAGCUAGUGAUGAUUUUGUUAGAACAGUUGGAUGGGACGGAGAACUAGUGAAGGAAGCUUAUGAAUGGGUAGAGUCUAAAAUUGUUUUCAAGCCUGAUUUGACCAUAUGGCAAUCUGUCGUAGAAUUCGGUCUUCUUGAAGCAGGAAUUUUACCUUACAAUGGAUUCAGCAUGGAACAUAUAGAGGGAACAAAGAUUGGUGGUACUUUGUUUGAUGAUUAUGGAAUAAGGCACACCUCAGCAGAUCUUCUUGAGACAGGGAAUCUAGAAAACAUCACCGUUCUUCUGAAUGCAACUGUCAAGAACAUCAUCUUCCAUGGCAAUGGUAAGGGAAACGAGAGCAUAGUCCGUGGUGUUAGGUUCAUCAAGAGCGAUGGCAGCACAAGCCAAACGUAUGAAGUUUACCUGAAUCAACCAGAAAAUUCAAGUUCAUGGGGAGAUGUUAUUUUGUCAGCAGGAGCACUAGGCAGUCCUCAAAUCCUUUUGUUAAGUGGCAUUGGACCAAAACAGCAUCUAAAGAACUUGGGUAUCCCAUUUGCGUUGGACUUACAAGGGGUUGGGAAAGAGAUGAAAGACAACCCUGGCAUUGCCCUUUUGGUGGACACCAAACCAGUAUACCGAUUUCCAGAUGCACCUCAACUUGCAUUUCCAGAAUCAAAAGGCAAGCUGGAAUUGAGCAGCACAGACCCUAGGCAAAAUCCUGCAGUGGAAUUCAAAUAUCUAGAAAAGGAAAAGGAUUUAGAGGAAUGUGUGAAGAUGGCUCGAUUACUUAAUAGAAUAGCAAGGUCACACUCUGUUGCUCUGUUCCUAGGUACUGAACCACAAAACAAUUUGGUGUCUAGUCCAGAUGAGCUGAAAAUUUUCUGCAAGAAAAAUGUCAGGACUUAUUAUCACUAUCAUGGUGGCUGCACUAUUGGUUCAGUCGUGGACGAUGAUUAUAGAGUAUAUGGGAUAAGAGGGUUGAGAGUAAUAGAUGGCUCAACAUUCUUGGAAUCACCAGGCACAAAUCCAAUGGCCACCCUCUUAAUGCUAGGAAGGUAUCAAGGGAUCAAGAUUGUCAGGGAAAGGGAGAAACUUCUGUAA